Diabrotica virgifera virgifera (western corn rootworm) is the source of this 647-nucleotide messenger RNA. RefSeq lists its product as uncharacterized. Bases 176 to 520 code for a protein of 114 amino acids. The record is from RefSeq and is a predicted model, not a curated record. The transcript is spliced from 4 exons. Lineage: Eukaryota; Metazoa; Arthropoda; Insecta; Coleoptera; Chrysomelidae.
UUAAUUCUAAAAGAGAUACCGAAAUAUAUCUCUAGAAUUAGUAUUAGCUUAACCUCAUAUGAAACAAACAAAAUUUGCUUAAUCUUCAGUACGUUUCAGUCAUUCUCAAGAUAGUUUUUGACGACAUAGUAUUUCUUUAUAUUCAUACAAAACUAUUGAUCACUAGAUAAAAAAAAUGGGUCUAAAAUCGCUACUUUUUAUAAUUUGUUUGGGAAUCUGCAUUGGUUUAAGUGUUGCUGAGAAGCUGAACUCAUCAGACCAACAAUAUUUGGAUGAUCUCUUUAAAGAUAUACCCGAUGGAGAUAGAAAACGUGUCCUUUACCACCAUCUGUUUUUGGGAUACCUGAAGAAGAAUCCACAGCUAAAUCCAACUGAUUACAAUUUGGAUGAUAAGGAUGCAGAAAAGCUGUACGACAUAUUUAUAACAAAAUUCAAAACAAAUUCUCUAAUGUCGGAUCCAAUCUGCUUCUCUAAUGGAGAAUGUAUAGAUCCUUCUGAUUCCGGCUUGUAUCCCAGCUAAACGUCAGAUAUAUUUGUAUAGUUAGAUAUAGGUAUAGAUAAAUCGUUAGAUAUUAGAUUUAAAAACUUUAUUCAUUUAUACACAUAUUAUGUUAUAGUAGCUUUAAAUAAAUCCAUGGUGUAUUGUU